AUGCAAACGGAGAUGGAAUUUUCCUGGAAGAAGAUCAAUCGCGGCGCAGACAUACGUCGAGUCGGAAAUCGUAUAGAGAGGCGAGCCGUAGACCGCGAGCAGAGCAGGGGAGAGAGAAAUGCCGAGGCGCGUGAGGCGAAGAUUAGAGCUCUGCGCAAGAAGAAGACUUCGACAUGGUCGAGGUGGAUUGCACAGCUUGCGCGUGGGGCUUGGGACAAGGUCACUGACAACGUCCAGUUCAUCUCCAAGGCGAAAGAUCGCAACCAGCAUCACACAUUCGUCUACACACACUCCACCUCCCUCAAGCCAGCUUUCACCAGCAAUCACCGCCAUGGUCAACGUCACCCCCAGGACCGUGCUCUCUACAAGGAGAGACACGACUGGGCCGACAGGCACGAAGAAGACGUCGCCGGCGUCAAAGACCUCUUGGAGAGAGCAGCGGCUGGCGUGACCGUCUCACUCGCAAUCCCAGCUAAGGCGCGUCUCAUGCUGGUCCUGCGUGAGGUGGAGAACAUGGCGAAGCUCAACAACAAGACGGAUUGGGCAAACACCAUCUCACUGCUGCACACCCGCUCUCGCGGCAGAGCUCGACGUCUCGGCUUGCGCGAGACUAUGGGACGGCGUCGCGUCCUUGUCGAGGCUGUCAUCUGCAAGAAUGUGUGGUUCAAGAAGCUACUCGACGACACGGUCAUUUGGGCGUUGCGGUCGGCUCUCUUCACUCAAGAUCUUUCGAUUGGGCAGCCAUAA
Zasmidium cellare ATCC 36951 is the source of this 747-nucleotide messenger RNA. RefSeq lists its product as uncharacterized. The coding region runs from base 1 to 747 and encodes 248 amino acids. The transcript is spliced from 2 exons. NCBI's taxonomy places the organism in Eukaryota, Fungi, Ascomycota, Dothideomycetes, Mycosphaerellales, Mycosphaerellaceae. The record is from RefSeq and is a predicted model, not a curated record.